GACAGAGCUGAUCAACAGCCUGGUAGAGCAGGAGCAUCCUCCCAUCUGGCCAGAAGAUGCUGGCCACCCUCACCCUCCUCCUGGGGCUGCCCCUGGCCCUCGCCGCCGAGCCCCCCAGCUGCGCCCCGCUUGUCCCGAUCACCUUCGACAACGCCACCAUCCCCAGGCUCCUGGGACAAUGGUACUACAUCGCCGGUGCAACCAAGCACCCCCCUCACACGCGAGAGUUAAGAAAAGUGAAAUUCUCGGCUUUUUCCCUCUUCCCUGGCGACCAUGAGCACGAACUCAAUGCCACCGAAGUCAUGAGACACAACAAGACGUGUGUGACGAAGAACAGCAGCAAGCUCCAGGUCUGGCACGAGAACUCCACCCUGGUGCACGUUGAUGAUGACGAGGUGGUUACCACGGCCAGAAUGAUCCAAAGCCACGAGGACCUGCUGAUCCUGAACUAUCUCGGCACUGACUCCCCAAAUCUGAGCCUCUCAGCACGGACACACAAUGUGAGCAAGGAGCACCUGGAAGAGUACAAAUCCCAUCUGGACUGUCUGGGCCUCACCGAGGAGGAUGUGUACUACACUUUAAUAGAGGAUGCCUGUCCCCCGCCUGGGGAGAAAACAGAUGAAGAUGCAGAUCCACAGGUGGAGUAACCCCCAGCUGCUCCAUCCUCAUCCUCCCACAGCCAGGCUCAGUGCAGCCUCAGGAGCUCCUAUCCAGGCUUUGUUUUUAUCUCAUGGAUUAAACACCCAGUUUCACUGUUCUCAUCUGUACCCAAAAUAAACCCCUGUGUUACAAGCA
This is a messenger RNA of Lepidothrix coronata (blue-crowned manakin), 795 nucleotides long. RefSeq names its product alpha-1-acid glycoprotein 2-like. Lineage: Eukaryota; Metazoa; Chordata; Aves; Passeriformes; Pipridae. The coding region runs from base 57 to 647 and encodes 196 amino acids. The transcript has 6 exons. The record is from RefSeq and is a predicted model, not a curated record.